This is a messenger RNA of Eutrema salsugineum, 1290 nucleotides long. Its product is annotated as F-box only protein 8. The transcript has a single exon. Gene Ontology annotation, molecular function: protein binding. Lineage: Eukaryota; Viridiplantae; Streptophyta; Magnoliopsida; Brassicales; Brassicaceae. The record is from RefSeq and is a predicted model, not a curated record.
AUGGUUCGUCGGUCUUUAGUUAUUGCAAUAGCCGCACGAAAGGAGAAGAGAAGAAGGCUGAAAACGAAGAGGAGGUUGGUAAGAAGAAGAAGAAGACAAACAGUAAAAGCGAUUCAGGAUUCGGAAAAUUGGGUCGCACCAGAGAUUAAUCAGGAUCUCUUGACCGAGAUUCUGGCGAGAUUACCUGCGAAGUCCGUGAUGAGAUUCAAGUGCAUCUCAAAGUUUUUGUUAUCUCUCUUCUCCUCCAGAGAUUUUUGCAACCGUUUCAUUACGCUCCCGACAUCUCAAAGUUUUGGUCUUUACAUGUCUUUACUGGACCAUGAAAACUACUCUAAGUCUCUGCUCCUAUCAUCAGCUCCAAGCACUUGUCCGUCUUCCUUAGAAUUCGACCAUGAUCUGACCAUCCGUAAGAUGAGAGGUUGGUACUUGCGCGCGGUCCGUGGCUUUCUUUGCUUCACAGUUUUCAAAAAGGCACGUGUCUAUAACCCUAGCACCAGACAACUUGUGAUCUUACCUGCCGUAGUAGAAUCCAAUGUCAUAGCUGAAGAAGAUGUUUACAAAAUCUUCUACUUUAUCUGUUACGACCCUGUUAACGAUCAAUACAAACUACUCUGCUCAAUUACGCAAGUAUCAGACAAUAUGCUGCUAGAGAUAAGGUCAGAGCUUUGGGUCUUUGUGCUAGAAGCUGGUGGUUCGUGGAAAAGGGUGGCAAAGGACUUUCCUUGUCAUCUUCCUGAUGGACUAGAGCUGAAUAUGAACGGAGUGUUAUAUUAUUUGGCUUGGACUGAUUUACAUACUUCUUGUGUGCUUGUGAGAUUCGACAUCAGAUCUGAGGAGCUUGAUAUGUUGCAAGUACCACGCAAGGCCGGAGAUGUGCUAACUAGACUUGACAGGUGGUCGACUCAAAUAGAGUAUGGUGGGAAAGUAGCUGUUUUUGACUUCACCUUUCUCAAAGAGACUGGCAGGAUUGAUCUAUGGGUUGUGGAAGAUUGGAGUAAGAAGGAAUGGUCGAUGAAGACUCUAGUUUUGAAGCCUUGUCAGAUGCAUCUAAUCACUGACAAUAGAUUGAAGCCAAGAAGUAGUAUAAAAGGCAAAGUUAUCUUGGUACCGCUUAGGUUGAUUUCACCUUUUUAUUUUCAUUUGCUAUGAUCUGCAUAUAUAGCAAUGAUCUGAAAAAAGGUUGAGAUUAAAGGCAUACCGGAUCGCUGGUUUAAUAAGGAUGCCACAACCAGAUAUUUUGACGUGGAGCUUAUGGAUCCGUGUGAGAACAUCAAGUACCUGAAAACUUGA